CCAGCCUUUUCUUAGCCAUUUUUCAAGGUUAGGGUUUAUGAUUUCCUAUUAAUUCUUCCCUGUUUAAAUUUUUCUUCGCUGCGCUGGUCAUGGAAGCAAGGCUGAUCUUCCGGUGCCCUCUCUUUUCACGUUAUGCUCUAAAAUGAAAGCUGUGUAAUUGCCAAGAAAGCGGAUUUGGUUGCUCUGCGCUCGUUGCUUAAUUAGAGUUUGAUUUUAUUUCGUUAAUGAUGAAAUCUUCAUCUGUGGCAUGAAAUUGCAGCAAAUUAGAAGCACUUUCACCAAGUCACUGCUUAAGCUCAAUUGCCUUCUGAAAGACCUCAAUCACUCCCAAAAAUACUGGGAUGCGCUCCACCUCUUCCAACAAAUCCAUUCUACCUACCACUUGGAACCUGACCAUUAUACCUUAUCGACUGCCCUCGCUGCCUGCAGCAACCUUCGUGAUGUAUAUGUUGGUUCCCAAAUCCAUGGCCACGCCAUCAAGUCCGGCUUCAAUGAAUUCCCUCAUGUCUCAAAUACUCUGCUUUCCCUUUAUGCAAAGUCAUGGGAUAUAGCGUUGGUCAAAAUGGUUUUUGAUGAAAUACAAAGACCGGAUAUUUAUUCGUGGACCACAUUGUUAUCCGCUUGUAUGAAGCUUGGUGAAUCGGAGUACGCUUUUUGGAUGUUUGAUAGAAGUCCGCAAGAAAAUGUUGCAAUUUGGAAUGCGAUAAUAACUGGUUUCGCGGAAAAUGGACUUGAUGAGGUUGUAUUUAAUCUUUUCCAGAAAAUGCAUGUGUUGGGUGUAAAACAUGAUAAUUAUACUUUUGCUAGUGUUUUGAGUUUGUGUUCUUUAGAGAUGUUGGAUUCUGGAAGGCAAGUGCAUUCAUUGAUUGUGAAGACUGGGUUUUUAGUAAGAUCUUCAGUGAUUAAUGCUUUACUUACUAUGUAUUUUAACUGCAGAAGUAUUACAGAUGCAUAUGGAGUAUUUGAGGAAACGAGAGGUGGACUGGGAGAUGAAAUAACUUACAAUGCAAUGAUGGCUGGUCUAUCAAGCAUGGAAAGAGGUGACGACGUCUUGUUAAUUUUCAAAGAUAUGCAAAAUUCUGGUUGGAGACCAACAGAAUUGACUUUUGUGAGUGUCAUAAGUGUGUGUUUGUUGUCUAGAGUUGCUACUCAAGUACAUGGCCAAGCUAUUAAGAUGGGUUUUGAAGACUUUACGUCUGUGAGUAAUGCAGCAAUAACCAUGUAUUCUAGCUGUGGGGACUUGAAUGCAGCUCGCAUGGUUUUCAUGAGAAUAAAAGAGAAGGAUAUUGUGUCAUGGAAUGCAAUUAUAACAAGCUAUGCUCAAGAGAGUUUGAGUGAAGAUGCAAUCCUAGCGUACCUUCAGAUGCAAAGGGACGACAUUGAACCCGAUGAGUUUACAAUUGGAAGCUUAUUAGCGAGCUCCAAGCUGCUAGUGGUUGUUGAGAUGAUUCAAGCUAGCGUAAUAAAAAAAGCACUUAACUUGAAAAUUGAAGUUUCAAAUGCAUUGCUUUCUGCCUUUUCUAAUCUCGGGGAACUGAACCAAGCCAAUAAACUGUUCCAUGAAAUGUCCCAAAGGAAUUUGAUCUCUUGGAAUACAUUAAUUUCUGGGUUUCAAUUAAACGGAUUGCCUGUAUGCGGUUUGCAGCAAUUUUAUGAAUUGCUUCUAUCGGGAUUGAGGCCUAAUGUUUACACCCUUUGCCAUGCUUUGAGCAUUUGUGCCAGCAUUUCGGAUCUACAGCAUGGAAAACAGCUUCACGGAUACAUUCUCACAUCUGGGUAUUUUUCGCAAAUUUCUCUGGGCAAUGCACUCGUUACUCUGUAUGCUAAGUGCGGAGCUUUGAGUUGGUCCUUGAAAGUUUUUCAGACAAUGAUUGAAAAAGAUAUAAUAUCUUGGAACUCAAUAAUAUCUGCCCAUGCACAGCAUGGACGAGGCAAGGAAGCUAUUGAAUGCUUUGAGGCUAUGCAAGAUUCAGGUGGAAUCAUACCCGAUAAAGCCACCUUUACUGCAGUUCUUUCAGCUUGCAGCCAUUCAGGUUUAGUUGCUGAUGGCAUUAGGAUAUUCAGCUCAAUGGUCCGUACUUAUGGUCUGGAACCUGAAGUACACCAUUUUUCUUGUGUUAUUGACCUGUUAAGUCGAGCUGGAUUUUUGGAUAUAUCGGAGAGACUAAUUAACAUUAAGGAUAUCAACAUUGAUCCCAGUGUCUGGUGGACGUUAUUCAGUUCUUGUGUUGCUCAUGGUAAUCUAGAAUUGGGAAGUAUUGCUGCAAGAUUUCUUUUAAAUACUGAACAUAAUGAGCCAGCAGUUUAUGUUCUCUUGUCAAAUCUUUAUGCUAACGCAGAGAAAUGGGAAGAGUCGGCCGCUGUGAGGGAAUUGAUGAGGAGAUAUGGGGUAGUGUAG
Olea europaea var. sylvestris is the source of this 2398-nucleotide messenger RNA. Its product is annotated as pentatricopeptide repeat-containing protein At3g49740. Gene Ontology annotation, biological process: RNA modification. The coding region runs from base 248 to 2398 and encodes 716 amino acids. The transcript has a single exon. Lineage: Eukaryota; Viridiplantae; Streptophyta; Magnoliopsida; Lamiales; Oleaceae. The record is from RefSeq and is a predicted model, not a curated record. Gene Ontology annotation, molecular function: protein binding; RNA binding.